Molecule: messenger RNA, 2057 nt
Organism: Oxyura jamaicensis (ruddy duck)
Lineage: Eukaryota; Metazoa; Chordata; Aves; Anseriformes; Anatidae
Gene: LIG1
Product: DNA ligase 1
Exons: 12
Biological process (GO): Okazaki fragment processing involved in mitotic DNA replication; DNA recombination; DNA biosynthetic process
Cellular component (GO): nucleus; mitochondrion
Molecular function (GO): DNA ligase (ATP) activity; ATP binding; DNA binding
Source: RefSeq, a predicted model, not a curated record
AUGGCGGGGAGGGGACACCGGGGCUGUCCCCGCAGUGAGCUGCCUGACUACGCCGCCAUCGUCCCGGUGCUGCUGGAGCACGGGCUGGAGCAGCUGCCCAAGCACUGCGGCAUCACCCCAGGUGUCCCCCUGAAGCCCAUGCUGGCCCAGCCUGCCCGUGGCGUGGGGGAGCUGCUGAAGCGCUUCGAGGAGGCAGCGUUCACCUGCGAGUAUAAAUACGACGGCGAGCGAGCCCAGAUCCAUGUCCUGGAGAGCGGGGCCGUCUUCGUCUACAGCCGCAACCAGGAAAACACCACCGCCAAGUACCCCGACCUCGUGGACCGCAUCCCCAAGGCAGUGUCCAGCCAGCGCCGUGACACCCCCGUUCCCUUCUAAACCCCCCCCGCAACGUGUCCCACCCCACCGCAGGACGUAGACGCCGCUGCCAUCAAGGUGCAGGUCUGCCUCUAUGCCUUUGACCUGCUCUACCUCAACGGGGAGCCGCUGGUGCGGCAGCCCCUGGCUGCGCGGCGCAAGCUUCUGCGGCAGUCCUUCGAGGAGGUGGAGGGCGAGUUCGUCUUCGCCACCGCCGCGGACACCCGCAGCGCCGAGGAGGUCUCGGAGUUCCUCGACAAGGCCAUCAAGGCCUCCUGCGAGGGCCUGAUGGUGAAGACCCUGGAGGUGGACGCCACCUACGAGAUCGCCAAGCGGUCGCACAAGUGGUUGAAGCUGAAGAAGGACUACCUGGAUGGGCUUGGGGACACGCUGGACCUGGUGGUCAUUGGCGCCUACCUGGGCAAGGGCAAGCGUGCAGGCAUCUACGGGGGCUUCCUGCUGGCCUGCUACGACGAGGAGAGCGAGGAGUACCAGAGCAUCUGCAAGAUCGGCACCGGUUUCACAGAGGAGAGCCUGGAGAAGCACUACGGCUUCCUCAAGGAGCACGUGCUGGCCCAGCCGCGUCCCUAUUACCGCUGGGACAGCGGGGCGGCCCCCGACCGCUGGCUGGCGGCGGUGCAGGUCUGGGAGGUGAAGUGCGGGGACCUCUCCAUCUCCCCAGUCUAUAGGGCAGCCGUGGGGCUGGUGGACGAGGAGAAGGGCAUCUCGCUGCGCUUCCCCCGGUUCCUUCGUGUGCGGGAGGACAAGAAGCCCGAGGAGGCCACCAGCAGCACCCAGGUGGCUGAGCUGUACAAGAAGCAGCAGCAGAUCCAGAACCAGCAGCAGGCAGAGAAAGGGGAGGACGAGGAGUUUUACUGAGAUACCACGGCCCCUGUAGGGCCCCUCCAGGCCCCCCCUACCAUGGGGGGCACAGGGUGGGGACACUGGGGCCUGACCUUGCUCUGUCCCUGAAGGCAUGCGUGUGGCUACCCUGGGGACAGGGACACUGGGACUUGGUGUCACUCCAGGCAGGGCCAGGUCCCUGCCCCUUUACCCGCCCCCCCCCCCCCCCAAGACCACCCUGCCUUCCCCUUUUGGGGGUCCCUGCAUGCUUCCCAUCAGGGACUGGGAUGCACAGAUGUGGUCACCCUCUAUCUCUGGGGUCCCCCUGCCCCUCUCCUCCAUAACAGGGACCCUAGGAUCUACCUCCCUAGUCCCCCAUCUUAGGGGGUCCCGGGGGUCCCCCUCCACCCCUCGGGUCCCCCCUCCCUGCCCCUUCUCCAGGAUAGGGACCCCCCCCCAUACAUAGCCCUUCUUCCCCAGGGUCCCCAUGUCCAUCCCCUCCAGCCUGGAGUCCCUAGGGCCUGAUCAUGCCCAGGCUACCCGUCUCCCCCCCCCUCCUUGUGUCCUCGUAUACCUCCCUGCUGGGACAGGGAUGCUAGAACACGGCCAUCCUCCGUCCCUCGUGUCCCCACAUCCCUCUCCUCCAGCAAGGGGACCCCAGGGCGUGACCCUGCCCCGUCCCCAUGUGCUUGUGGCCGGGGGCUGUGGUCCACCUUCAUCCCCAGGGUCCCCAAGUGCUUCCCCUUCAUCCCCAGGGUCCCCAAGUGCCUCUCAUGGACAGCAUCCCCUCACCCAUCCCCUCUGCUACCGUGUCCCUGAGGAGCUGCCCCUAAUAAAGCCAGGGGCUCUUUCUUUUCUAA